Pangasianodon hypophthalmus (striped catfish) is the source of this 3060-nucleotide messenger RNA. It is a transcript of the gene eml2, whose product is annotated as EMAP like 2. Lineage: Eukaryota; Metazoa; Chordata; Actinopteri; Siluriformes; Pangasiidae. Gene Ontology annotation, biological process: microtubule cytoskeleton organization. Gene Ontology annotation, cellular component: mitotic spindle. Gene Ontology annotation, molecular function: microtubule binding. The record is from RefSeq and is a predicted model, not a curated record. The coding region runs from base 124 to 2541 and encodes 805 amino acids. The transcript has 22 exons.
UUGCCAGGGAAGGUGUUGAAGGUUCCCGCGGAAAGUGACAGACGCUGGGAUUGGGCUGGGAGAUUGUUUACUGUGCGGGAGAUAUUUGUCGGUGUUUGUUUUUGGGGAGAAGAAGAGAAAGAAAUGUCUGAAAGAAUAGCUUCGUGUGGCAACCUGUGCGAUAAGACCUCUCUUCUUCUUCGGUAUUGUAACGAUGAUAACCUGUCUGCAGGGAGUGGGAUGGAGAUGGAUGACCGUCUGUCUCACCUGGAGCAGAGGGUGCAGCUGCAGGAGGAUGAGAUCCAGCUGUUGAAGGCCGCUCUUGCUGAUGCACUACGCAGACUGGGCUACUGCGAGGAACUCACGCAAGCCAGUAGCAGGAAAGGAGCACCCACCAAAGUCCGCCAGAUUCUACAAGCCCUUCCAUCCAAGCCUUUAGCCAAUGGUUAUAUUGAGCAGAAAAGGAUGGGGGGCUACCCAUCCUCACCUUCCUCUCCUAAAAAGGAGGUCCUAAUGUCUAUCAAAAGGAAAAGCAUGUCCACAGAGCGUCUGUCCACAGCCAGGAAAGAGAUGGCAGACACACGCAGCAGAACCACCUCAUCCAGCAGCUCUACCUGUGGCAAAAGAGACAGUAAAUCCAAAGAGUGCACCCUCAACGCUGAGGAUGGGUACGUGAGAAUGUUCCUGCGUGGUCGGCCAGUUACCAUGCACAUUCCUGACCAGUUGAGAGAGAGCUACAGCCUUGACCAAAAGGUGGCACUGACAGACCGCAAGCUUAAACUUCAGUGGGUUUAUGGCUACAGGGGCAGAGACUGUCGCUCUAACCUCUACUUGUUGCCCACGGGAGAGAUUGUCUACUUCAAUGCUUCCGUUGUCGUGCUGUAUAAUGUGGAGGAGCAGCAGCAGAGACACUACCUGGGCCACAACGAUGAUGUAAAAUGCAUGGCCAUCCAUCCUGACAUGGUCACCAUAGCAACGGGACAAGUUGCUGGAACAUCCAAAGAUGGCAAACUGUUAGCUCCUCAUGUUCGUGUCUGGGACUCUGUUAGUCUGAACACACUACAUGUGAUCGGGUCUGGUAUAUUUGACCGUGCUGUCACCUGUGUGGCCUUCUCCAAAUCGAAUGGUGGUGCCUAUCUGUGUGCAGUUGAUGAUGCAAAUGACCACAUCCUAUCUGUGUGGGACUGGCAGAAAGAAAAGCAAAUUGCUGAUGUGAAGUGCUCAAAUGAUUCAGUGCUGGGAGCAGUCUUCCACCCCAUGGAGGCCAACCUGAUUGUCACCUGUGGGAAAUCCCAUAUUAAUUUUUGGACUAUAGAGGGAAACACUCUAACUAAGCGCCAGGGACUGUUUGAGAAACACGAGAAACCCAAGUAUGUCCUGUGUGUCACCUUUGCUGAAAAUGGAGACGCAAUAACAGGGGACUCCAGUGGAAACAUCUAUAUUUGGGCUAAAGGUGGUAAUAGAAUCAGCCAGGUGGUGGCAGGAGCCCAUGAAGGUGGGAUCUUCUCCCUAUGUGUGCUGAAGGACGGCACACUGGUGUCUGGAGGAGGGAAGGAUCGUAAGGUGGUGCUGUGGGAUCAUGAAUACCACAAACAGAAUGAGAUGGUGGUCCCUGAGGCUUUUGGGCCUGUUCGCACCUUGGCUGAGGGAAAACAAGAGGAAUUAUUUGUGGGAACCACCAGAAAUGCCAUCCUGCAAGGCUCCUUCUCUGGUGCUCUCAUACCCAUCGUUCAGGGUCACACAGAUGAGUUGUGGGGACUGGACGUGCACCCCAGCACUGAGCAGUUUGUGACAUGCGGUCAAGACAAGCAGGUCCACCUGUGGGAUGUUACCUCCCACCAACCUCUGUGGAGCAAGACCAUUGAGGACCCUGGCCGUUCUGCUGGCUUUCACCCGAGCGGCACUGUGCUUGCUGUGGGCACCAUGACUGGAAGGUGGUUGGUUCUGGACACUGAAACCAGGGAUCUUAUUUCUAUGCACACAGAUGGGAAUGAAAUCAUCUCCAUUGUCAAGUACUCUCCAGAUGGAGCAUACCUAGCUGUGGGAUCUCACGAUAACUUUGUUUACAUCUAUGCUGUGACUGAGAAUGGAAGAAAGUAUAGUCGAGUUAGCAAAUGCACCGGGCAUUCCAGCUUUGUUACUCAUCUAGACUGGUCCACCAACAGCCAGUAUAUUGUCACAAACUCAGGAGAUUAUGAGAUUUUGUACUGGGAGGCUUCCAGUGGGAAACAUAUUACAAGCGCAGAGGUAGUACGCAACCUGGAAUGGGCCACUUCGACUUGUGUGCUCGGUUUCAGUGUGUUUGGCAUCUGGCCAGACGGUGCUGAUGGCACAGACAUCAAUGCUGUUUGCAGGUCAAAUAACCGUGGUGUCCUGGCCUCAGGCGAUGAUUUCGGCAAAGUGCGUUUGUUCUCUAACCCCUGUUCUCAGCCAAGGGCACCUAGUCAUGUAUAUGGCGGGCACAGCAGCCACGUGACCAAUGUUGCCUUUCUCCAUGAUGACAGCCAGCUCAUCUCUACUGGAGGGAAAGAUACCAGCAUUCUUCAGUGGGCACUUGUCUAAUUAUGCCUGUGCAACCCUGCUGCUUAUUUACUGUAGCCUCCUGCCCACUAGAGGGCAGCACUGCUGUGCCUACCCUGCAUCCAUACUGUCCUGUCAGUCUGUAGUCUACUGAACCUAUGUGUGUGUAAUGUGAGUCACCUUAAGUGCUGGUCUGGGUCUGGGACCAGGUGUUUUCUAAGCAACUACUUAAACAGGUAAAACUGGGGAGAAUAAUCCAGGAUCAGUAAUUGCUAGCAGCCCUUGACCUAAACUGUAUUGGGCACCAUGCUAAUGCAUGACUGAAGUGAGCUGUAGUGAAGCAGAAGAGGCAUGCCCUAACUAUUCAGCCAUAUAUAAGCCUAGUAAGAAAGAUUUGACCUCUUAUAUAAAUAUUGUAUAUUAUGCAGUCAAUGAGUGGACAUGUGAUUUGGAAACUACAUGGUGAUCUGUGGCAGUUAGUAUUUCAUAUUUAUCUAGGAGUGGACCUAAGAUGUGCUUUGCCUUCAUUUUGUUAAUAAAGUUUUUACUCUACUCACAUUA